AUGCCAAGCCGCAUUCCUUGUAGCAUGGACCCCGAUCCCAUUGACAAUGGCGCUGCCCAAGGCCCUAAUCAGCCCAUCAACGACAGUGACAAUGACAGCUCAACUGCCGACGUCGAGGCUGCCUUAGCCUCUCUUGCAUCCGAGUCCAUAGCUGCCGUUGAGUCUGCAAACGGAAACGCCGCGGGGCUCGCGGAGCCCGCUCCACACCAAGCCGAUGUGUCCACCUUGACCGCAACGCCGGCCCCAGCUCGGAAUGCGGUUCCCGAUCCUGCCCCGGUUUCUGCUGCAACCGUGACCCCCGGCACAACCGGCCGGAGGGGCAAGCGUGCUGCAACUGGUACUCCUGGCUCUGCAUCCAAACCACCUAAAGCUCAACGUAUCUCGCGCUGCUGCGAUCAAUGCCAUGGCAAGAGCAGCAAAUGCUCAGGUUUUAAGCCGUGCAAUAUCUGUACCACAAAGGGCCGGACGUGUACGUACGACCGUCCUUAUACUAGGGGUAUCGCAAGGACCCCUCCUCCACCCCCUGAGGACGAUGAUGGCACAGCUCGUAACUGGGCUCGCCCUUACAAUGACAAGGGCAAGGAGCAUCGCGAUAAGGGUUGGGCCAUGCGCUCUUGCGACCAUUGUCGUACCCAUCAACUUCGCUGCGAGGGCAAGCUACCUUGCGAGAGCUGCUUUAAAGAGCGCCUGCCGUGCACAUACAAGCUCCGGGCACACCAAAGAGACGCCGGCGGUUCUGUUCCCCAGUUCUCCCUGGAGGCUGAGGGGCACGAGGAUAUGUCCCAGGCUGUGGCUGAGCGCAUCGGACCUGACAUUACACCGCUCCAGUUCCACAUGCGAUAUGGAAACGAGGAAGUUCCUGCGCUGUACUUCCUCCACAAGGCCUGGCGGAGGAUCGCUCAGGCUUUGGACCGUUACACUCGGCGCGCGGCCCAAAAUGCCAACCAAGGGAAUCAAGCUAACCCGCCCCUUCCCCCGGCCCCUUCUGCCGACCCCGAGGAGUUGGUUCUCUGUACCGGUGACCAGCCCUUCGAUCUCUCAAAGCCUCACGAGUUCCCCGAGGCUCUCAGCAAGUGGUGGGAGAUGCAAGAGAAAUUUAGCAUCGGCUGGACCGAGACCUUCCAUUUCAUCCAUCGCCUGACUAUGAAGUCAUGGACAGACGUUGUCUACAAGAACUGGCGCGUCAAGGCACCCCUCGAAUACAGCAUCGGCCAUGCGAAGGCGUCCAUUGCUCUGAUGACCAUGGCGCUUGGUACCAUGUAUCUCAACGCCAAAUGGCGUCCUGGCAAGAAGGAUCAGGCCUGGCAGUGGAUGUACACCCUUAAUAAUGGUGAUCAUCUGUUCCUGCUCACCAUUCGCCUCACCGACAAGGAACCUGGGCCACCAACUCUUGAGUCGGUCCAGGCUCGUUUGCUCCAGACUUUCUAUCUGCUUAAUACCUGCCGCCUUAGCCAGGCUUGGUAUGUCUUCGGAAAUGUUGUCCACAUGAUUACUGCUCUCGGGCUCCACCGUCGGCGGGGAGGGAAUCGCGGGCUUGGUCCAGAAAUCGUGCGCCAUCCGGAGUACGCCAAAAUCCAAUGCGAGAGGCGUACCUUUUGGUCAGCGUACAUCCUAGAUAAGCAAAUAUCCCUCAUGGCUGGCAGGCCUGCCUACUUCAAUCUCGAUCUGGUCGACCAAGACUUGCCGGAUUGUGUCAACGAUGAAGAUAUGGGGCGAGCUGGCCCUUUUAGGCCUCACCGGGGCGACUGCUACAUGGAAGCACUCGUGGAACAGGCCAAGCUGGCGAAAAUCGUCGAGCAGAUCAUGCGCGAUGUUUACACUCUCUAUGAAAUCCCGGAGGAGACGAGGUUGGAGCGUGCUUGGAGCCUUGGUCUACAAAUCGAGCAGUGGAGAACUCAGCUUCCGUUCCUCAUGUCCCAGAUUAAGCCGUCGCUAUUAAACUUGACCUACCGUCGGCAAGCCCUGCUCCUGCAGCUCGCCCAUUGGCACGCUCAAAUGCUCGCUUACCGGCCCUUCUUGACAGCCACCUAUCCCUAUAACCGAGAAAAGCGGCGUAUCGCCGAUGCUGCAAUUCGCAACUGUACCGAAGCGGCUCGCGCGACCCUUUGUAUGGCCCUCAACCUUGCCCGCGAGCAGGGCGAGCGUGACAAGAGCCACUUCCACACUAUCCUAUACGCUCAUCAUCUUACUUACUGUGCAGCUGCUAUCGCCUUUAUCCUGCCGCAUGUUCGCGAGCGCCAGCGCAUUAUCAAUGCCGACUCGCGUUAUCAGAAACUGCAGAAGCCAGAAACGGACCUGCGUUUAUAUGAACUGGCCAACCGCGCCAUCAGGGCUCUUGUCCAGGAUACGAACCCUUACUCACCGGCACGUCGUUGGGCCGUGAUCCUUGAGGAACUUCGCGAUGAAGCCGCGAUGCAAGUGCCUUUCUUGCAACAAUUGCUACAGCAACAGCCACAGCAACAACUGCCCCAGCAGCCUCAACAGCACCAGGAAACGGCAGCAGCAGCAGAUGAGGACUUUGGCUCGCCCAAUGAGCAACUGCUGGAAGAUGCGCUGCGCGCCCAUUGGGAGGUUGACCUCGCACGUGAGAGCGUGGGCUUCAGUGGAGGCGCAAACCACGCCCAAAACCCUCAGGCAAACCACCCAGAAGUUAUGCCCCAGAUUGUGCCCCGGCAUUGGGACAAGUGGAAGACAACCGACUGGUUGGAUCUUGACUCUGCGAACCGCAGCCGCAACUGCAACUGCAACUGCAUCCGCCAACACAGCCCCAACCACAGCCAACAGGAGCAUUGCCGUGAUAUGUUCACCAUGUUUUGGAAGCAUUGA
Messenger RNA from Thermochaetoides thermophila DSM 1495, 2826 nucleotides. RefSeq names its product putative transcription factor. The transcript is spliced from 4 exons. Gene Ontology annotation, molecular function: sequence-specific DNA binding; zinc ion binding; DNA-binding transcription factor activity, RNA polymerase II-specific. The record is from RefSeq and is a predicted model, not a curated record. Gene Ontology annotation, cellular component: nucleus. Gene Ontology annotation, biological process: positive regulation of transcription by RNA polymerase II; DNA-templated transcription. Bases 1 to 2826 code for a protein of 941 amino acids. Lineage: Eukaryota; Fungi; Ascomycota; Sordariomycetes; Sordariales; Chaetomiaceae.